CGGAGACCGGAGUGUAGCGGGAUUGGCUGUGGAGGUUCGCGACGGCGGCGUCUAUUGGCUGGGGCAGCCCCCGUGACGCCGGGUGGCGACUGGCUCCCGGGUCUGAGGGGCUCCUGCUUGUCAGGUUCUAGCCCAGUUCUUUUGGCUAGACCUAUGGUCACUGCCGUGAGACUUCACUGCACACUUUCUCAAGUGUCUUCUUCAUCUUUAAUGUGUAAUUCCUCACCAUGGACCUGCUCCUUUAGCUAAGACAUGGCCAUCAAUGGUAGUAGUAAGAUAUGUGCUGACUAGCAGGCCCACUUGUGCGGUAUAGAGGACAAGCAGUACCUUACAAAAUGGGAUUUGGGAGUGACCUGAGGAACUCACAGGAAGCUGUGUUAAAGUUGCAAGACUGGGAAUUACGGUUGCUGGAAACAGUGAAGAAAUUUAUGGCUCUGAGAAUAAAAAGCGAUAAGGAAUAUGCGUAUACUUUACAGAAUCUUUGUAAUCAAGUUGAUAAAGAAAGUACCGUGCAGGUGAAUUAUGUCAGUAAUGUGUCCAAGUCUUGGCUACUGAUGAUUCAGCAGACGGAGCAGCUAAGUAGGAUAAUGAAGACCCACGCUGAGGACCUGAACUCUGGGCCCUUGCACCGGCUCACCAUGAUGAUCAAGGACAAGCAGCAGGUGAAGAAGAGCUACGUAGGCAUUCACCAGCAGAUAGAGGCAGAGAUGAUCAAGGUCACAAAGACAGAAUUGGAGAAAUUAAAAUCCAGCUAUCGACAAUUAAUAAAAGAAAUGAAUUCUGCCAAAGAGAAAUAUAAAGAAGCUUUAGCCAAAGGGAAGGAGACAGAAAAGGCCAAGGAGCGCUAUGACAAAGCCACGAUGAAGCUCCACAUGCUGCACAAUCAGUAUGUGCUGGCCCUGAAGGGCGCCCAGCUCCAUCAGAGUCAGUACUAUGACACCACACUUCCUCUGCUGCUGGACUCUGUGCAGAAGAUGCAAGAAGAAAUGAUAAAGGCACUAAAAGGUAUAUUUGAUGAAUAUAGCCAGAUAACCAGUCUUGUUACAGAGGAAAUAGUGAAUGUUCAUAAAGAGAUUCAGAUGUCCGUCGAACAGAUAGACCCUAGCACAGAAUAUAAUAAUUUUAUAGAUGUCCACAGAACAACAGCUGCUAAAGAACAAGAAAUCGAAUUUGAUACUUCCUUAUUAGAAGAAAAUGAAAACCUCCAGGCAAAUGAGAUCAUGUGGAAUAAUUUAACUGCAGACAGUUUGCAAGUGAUGUUGAAGACUUUAGCAGAAGAGCUCACGCAGACACAGCAGAUGCUUUUACACAAGGAGGAGGCUGUCCUGGAGCUGGAGAAGAGGAUUGAAGAAUCUUCUGAGACCUGUGAAAAGAAGUCUGACAUUGUGCUUCUUCUGGGGCAAAAACAGGCACUUGAAGAGUUGAAACAGUCAGUCCAGCAGUUGAGAUGCACUGAGGCAAAGUGUGCAGCACAGAAAGAAUUAUUGGAGCAAAAAGUACAAGAAAAUGAUGGGAAAGAACCGCCUCCUGUGGUGAAUUACGAAGAAGAUGCGCGAUCGGUCACAUCAAUGGAACGAAAGGAGAGACUAUCCAAAUUUGAAUCUAUUCGUCAUUCAAUUGCUGGAAUAAUUAGGUCUCCAAAAUCGGUACUGGGCUCAUCAGCACUCUCUGACAUGAUCUCUCUGAGUGAGAAGCCCCUGGCGGAACAUGACUGGUACCAUGGUGCCAUCCCGAGGAUAGAGGCCCAGGAGCUUCUGAAGCAGCAAGGAGACUUCCUGGUACGCGAGAGCCAUGGGAAGCCUGGUGAAUAUGUCCUUUCCGUGUACUCAGAUGGCCAGAGGAGGCACUUCAUCAUCCAGUUUGUCGAUAAUCUGUAUCGAUUUGAGGGCACUGGGUUUUCAAAUAUCCCUCAGCUUAUAGAUCACCACUUCUCAACAAAACAAGUCAUCACCAAGAAGUCUGGGGUGGUUCUUCUCAAUCCUAUUCCUAAGGAUAAGAAAUGGAUUCUCAAUCAUGAAGAUGUUUCAUUGGGAGCACUACUGGGCAAGGGGAAUUUUGGUGAAGUAUAUAAGGGCACACUGAAGGAUAAAACCGCUGUCGCUGUUAAAACAUGCAAAGAAGAUCUUCCUCAGGAACUAAAAAUAAAGUUUCUACAGGAAGCCAAAAUUCUCAAGCAAUAUGAUCACCCCAAUAUUGUCAAACUUAUAGGCGUGUGCACACAAAGACAGCCUGUCUACAUCAUUAUGGAACUGGUCCCAGGAGGUGAUUUCCUGUCCUUUCUGAGGAAGAGGAAGGAUGAACUGAAGCUCAAGCAGCUCGUGAGGUUUUCCUUGGAUGUCGCUGCUGGCAUGUUGUAUCUGGAGAGCAAAAACUGUAUACACAGGGACCUGGCUGCAAGAAACUGCCUAGUAGGGGAAAAUAAUAUUCUGAAAAUCAGUGAUUUUGGAAUGUCUCGGCAAGAAGACGGUGGAGUAUAUUCAUCUUCCGGCUUGAAGCAGAUUCCGAUUAAAUGGACAGCACCCGAGGCUCUUAAUUAUGGGAGAUACAGCUCUGAAAGUGACGUGUGGAGCUUUGGCGUCCUCCUGUGGGAGACCUUCAGCCUAGGAGUCUGUCCGUACCCUGGAAUGACGAACCAGCAGGCCCGGGAACAGGUGGAAAGAGGAUACCGGAUGUCGGCCCCACAGAACUGUCCAGAUGAGAUUUUUAAAAUCAUGAUGAAGUGUUGGGAUUAUAAGCCUGAGAACCGCCCUAAAUUCAGCGACCUUCACAAAGAGCUCACUGCCAUCAAGAAGAAAAUCACAUAGUGCCAGCAAGGGCCAGACUCCACCUAUGGGACUCUGUCCUCAGCCACCCUGACUUUAUACCACCUUACUGCAGCCAUCUUUGAAGGUUAUGGUUUUUAUUAACUGGGUUUUUAAAAGUCUGUUCCACUUUAAAUAUGUUAAAGGCAAAUUUAUUCAAGAAAUAAACAGUCCUACCCAGGGCCGUCUUAGCUAACACAAAACCCUACCGUUUGAGGCCACUGUGCAAAGAAAAGCGCAGGCCUAACUGAGAAGAUAACAGGCCUUUGUUUUCCUGCCCAGGACCAUUGGUGUCCCUCCAAAGUCUUCUUGAGGCACAGCCCGUGGGCUUCUGCCGCAGGCCCUCCUCAGUCGGUGCUAUAAACAGCGUUGGUAGCGCACGCUCGCAUGAUGCCUUCCCACCACAGUGGGCUUUCUCCUCUGCCAAGGCGAGAUUGUAUCUAUAAAUAUAAUCAUAUAUUGGGAAUUACUUGGACCUCCUAGGGUUUUUCUUUUCUUUCCUGUCAGAACAAGCCCAGUGAGAGCAUCACACCCCUGUGUUAUUUUGUCUUUUCCCUCCUCAGUCCAGGCUGCAGAAAGUAGUGCGUGGAAAAUUCCCAGAGAGCACGCAGGAUGGAGGCAGCUGCUUCUGCAGGAGACUGCAGAGGACAGGGAUGGCAAGAGACAUGUGUGACCAGGAUGGCAGGCUGGGAAAAUAGCAACUAGCCAGUGCCCAACAGGGAGAAGACAAAACAGCCGGCCUUCCUUCCAGAUUUGCACCUUUAUAAUACACUGUGUCUGUGGUCUGAAUUUCCCAACAAGGGCUAAGAAAUGUUUCAGGAGCUCCUAGAGCCUAGUGGAAGCUUUCUUAGAGAUACUGAAGUCACAGAAGGGGCAGCUUGAUAAUAACCAUGUGUCUUCGUCCUAGGGGACAGUCCCAGAAUGGAGGUCCCUUUCUUUGUACCAGUUUCUGAACCUUCAGAACCCAUGGUUCAUAUGCAUAGACACAUCCACAUACACCCACUGAAGAGUACUGUGGCUAGGAAUGAAAUAGAUGGGUCAGAAAUCAAGGACUUUUGAUGAAGAAAAGCCCUAGGGAUGCCCACACUUCUGUCUCCUCUUUGCCCUAAAGGCAGUGCCCGGAAACCUAAUAGCUCACAGGUAUGCAAGCAGGCUCAUCAUUAAAGGUGUCUCUGACCUAUCAAGUGUACAGCAGUUAAAACUAGGAUUUGGUUGAACUGAAUCUCAGCUGUGUCCAGGGAACGGCCCCAUGAUCUGUCCACAGUUGUCUCAGGAUCAGUGUGUCUGGGAGGUGCUCUCACUCAGGGGAAGAUGUGGCGCAGAAGUCUUCACUAAGCCCUCAGGCCUCUGUUCAAACAGACAUCACCUUAGGGGUUCCUUGGCCUGUGUUGAAGAGCAAGUCCCUCCCUUCCCUUCCGGACAGCUUAGAGCAUAGAGCAGACUCUAACUUCCAGAGGAGGCCACUGCAGAGGAGUGUGACUGUACCCAUCAUUCCAGCCUCCUCGCUCACUUUCUACACAUUUAAAGUUCGUAUAUGCAGACUAGAGUAGAGGCCGUGUGCGCCUGCCCACAGCAGUACGCUGCCCCACACAGAGCAGCCCUGGCACAGCACGGCGCCCCGCAGGUCAGACACUGCUAAAGCAGAGCUCGCUUUUAAUGGCACCCACCAUGGAAACCCAAGCGCAGACUCCAGAAUUCAGAGUCGGCGCUGUGCUCUCCAGGCAUCUGCCGGCCCUCAGAAGGAGAUAAGAGGUUCCCUUUCAGGAUUUCCAAGUCAAUCCGCCUAUAAUACAAUUCUUGUCUAUGAAAAAGAAAGGAGCACAUCUCAGCACUGCUCUCCCAGCCAGGGAAAGGAGACUGGCUUGGCUCUAACUCUGUGAACAAGACCCGAAGCUUAAUCCUUGCAUUCUGCUGGAAAGAGAACAUGGCGUUGAUAAUUUCACUCAUCUAGGCUGUUGGGAUUUGCAAUUCACAUCAUAACUCUUUGCUUAAAUUAAAAAAGCUUUUCAAAACAUCUUGACAUCUGCAGCAUUUAAAUUCUAUUUUCUUCUUUGUCCCAGAACAGGCAGAGGUACAGUUUAAGAUUAACUCAUUGGGAGCCUUUCAGGAUCAUGUCAGUUGUAUAGAAUAUUAAAUUUAACAUAGGCGCAUGCAUUGAGAAAAGCUUAUGCAAAACAUUCUUACUGUUAAUUUUGUUAUGCUCGAAGCAUAAUUUAUUCAUCCCUUCUGUCACUGAUAAUUAUUGGAAUUAUGUACUUUAGGAGGCUAAUCCAUACCCAAAAAGUGCACAUAUAAAUACAGUUCUGAUUUGCAAGUUGAUUUAGGGAAAAGAGGCUAUAGACAUGCACAGAAUUCUAGGAUUUGUCUCGUUAAAUAAUAAUAGUAAACAGUGCUGCCCAAAAUUACCCACUAGUGCUGAUACGCUUGAGCCUGGCCGCAAGCCUUUAUUUUACUAAUGGAUUAUCCAAGAGUUGCUGGUAGCCCUGCUCAUAGCUACCCUCAGCACUCCUUCAGUGUGGCCAUCUGGGCGUGAAGGAGAAGGCCAUAAACCCGAGCAGGCUGACUUUCUGCCUGCCUUUUCCUACCUUGAAUCACAAGAAGCCUUCAUAAGAAAUGAGUAGUUCACUGUUUUUAAAGAAGGGAACUUUUCUGCCAAAUCGGCAUCCUUGUGUGUCCUGUGUGGCCUAAGCUCUCUUCUCAAAGCCAUUUUUUUGGGAAAACCAUAAGUGAUGUGAUGCUUUCUUCCAGCCCCUCCCGCUUCAAGGUCCACAGGGACGUGCGCCCUGUGAUUUCUUCCUCCUUUUUCCUAGACAACAGGGACAGUAGAGUUCGUUCCCAUCACAGCUGGCACCUCACAGACAUCAGUAUAGCCUGGAGUCAGCAGUGGGCAUCUCACAGGCGGUCCCACAGAACGGUUGUUUGGGAAACAGAAUUUUUAUGACUGAGAUUGUAUUAGUUUCCUUCUGAGCCCCAUUUCUGUUCACUAGCCCCCCUGACCAACUCUACAGUGCUGGGACCAAGACUGUUGUUAAGCAAGCAUUUUAGUUGCAAUAUGUGCUGCACCCUGGGACUCAGGGAGCGAGCAAACCAGCUGCAGGCACAGAUCUGUGGGGUGUGUCGUGGUCAGAGGAGUAUGAGGCAUAGCCCUUCAUGGUCCCCUAAUCCCGUGUGUCCUUGACGCAAGAGUGACAUCUGAAAGGGGCUGUCUGCCUGAGCCCUCUUCCUCCCAGCCCCCUCCUGUCACGCCGUCGACAUCCUCCCUGUCUCUUGACAGCAGAUGCGAUUGUCACAGAAGAUCCAAGCCCUCAUACAAACUAGCACAGAACUGAGAGAGCUGCGGAGACGCUUUAUGUGCCAUUAUCAUCAGUAGAUGAUAUCAAAGCUUUCAUUUGACAUGAAAUCCAUCUUAAAGCGGCAUGAGAGUUUACUAUUAAAAUUAUUACCUCUUAUUAACGGAUUUACUCUAAAUAUCACUAUUUUAAAUUGGAUUUUUUUUUUACUUUAUAUUUUUCUGGACUUACUAGUUUCAUGUCAAGUGUGACUGUGUACUAUGUAUCACUCAUUUCUGUAUAAGAAACUGAUUGAAAAGCCAGCAAGCUCACCCUGCAAUGAGUUACUGAUACAGACUUAAGCUCCUGUAAAAUGUCCCUUUGAAAGUCACAUUCUAAUACAGAUGGUCAGUCAACUAUAUAUCACUGCCCUAAGUCAGUUUGAGAAAUGUACUGUCACCUCCACAAGCCACCCCACUGCCCUCUACUGAGUCAAAGAUUAAAUUCAGGACUGGCAUUAGAACCACUCUGUCCUGACAGGCAUGAAGAUUCUGGGACAUCAGGGGGGGCGGGGGGAACCUGUGCCCAAGAGCAAUGAGCAGGGCGCAGCAGGUCUGUAAGUGAGCUGCCUAGGCAUGCAGGGAGGCAAAACAGGAAAGAACCAGUUCCCUGGAGCAGCGGGAGAAAGUGGACAGGACCGACAAUGCCCCUUGAAGCCUGAGGAAACCGCCAGGUGUCAAACUGUUCCCACAAACCUAGAACAGAUCAACGGCCCCAAAGCUGCAAAAGAGCCAGGGCCACUCCCUGCAGCAGGAACUGCUUGGCACGCCGCCCAGAACUGACACUGGGCCACGUGACGUUCCACGUGCUGCCCUGUGCUGGGUCCUGAGGGGGAGGAGCCAAAGCCUCUACAUUUGCACUAGUUAUCAAUGCUCAAACAUCCGUGGCGAAGGCCACGGGUUCUUCAUGUCUCAUUAGAUAGCUUUUUUAUGCAGUAGAAGCUAAGUCCUAAAUGAGAACAUGCUUAAGUCAUCUUGUGACACCUUUGACCAGUAGUAAGUAACUCCCUGGUUCCUGGAGUUCCCUGCUGAGGGGCCCUGCUGUGCUGCACUGUCUGUAGGGAAACAAAGCAGUGGGGGAAGCUGGAAAAGUAGCCAUGUUUGUUGACUUUACACUAGUAACAAUUAAGAGAAGGAGAAAAAUAGAAACAUUCUGAGGCCAAGCACAGUGCAGUGGGGUAAGGAAGUGGGCAUCCAGCAAAGGCAUCUGGGAAGACAGGGCAGUGAAAACAUCAGAGACCCACGGAAAUGCCCAAAGACCAGGCAACAGGGAAUCCGCCUCCUAAUGGACAGUCCCAAACAUAACACCCCUUCAGCCUCUAGAACAGUUUCUCCAAGGGCUUCAGUAGACUCUCUGGUCUGUCUUGUGCCCCAGCCCCACUCCCAGGUCUCAGCUUUCCCUGCAAAGCUACAGAGGUUGGCAUUGAGUGCAUUUCCUAAGCAUGGGGAAACUGAGUUACAGCACACACAGCUCAGUGUGGGGUCUACAGGAAACUGUCAGAUGUCUCUGGGUUUCACUUUAGUAAUAGAAAACUGUAACACGGCAGGUUUAGCUUCCUUACUUGUAAGAAUCCUCAUGCAGAAAUAUCUACCGAGAUCUCUCUUUGAACUUCAGGAUUAUGUGCCCAAACAUCUGUUAAGCCAGUAAGAUGCAGGUGUUCCACAGAGGCCUGGAGUGCUGGGUGACAGCAAAAGACCUGCCACGGAAUGUUUCCCCUCCCUUCUGCCAUGCCAGGCCCAGGAAGGCUAAGAGCUGCCGCUUUCCAUACUCGGUUUUGACUGCUGGCUACUAUCCUUUCUCAUCUUCGGCUUUGCAAUGUUUCUCUUUACCAGAACAGAAAAGCCUUAAUUGUUGGCUUAUAAACCCAAGAGUUCUUCUCAGGGCUUCUCUGCCUAACAGGAAGUGCAGGCCUCUUUUGAGAAGCCCAAGCACACAGUGAGCCUAUGAGAGGAGGCGACCUGUGGAGAUGGCCUCGUUAGGCGGCAGGUAUGCUGUAUGAGCGGCCUUGCCGGCAAAGGCUUGGGGACUUUUUCUAAGGACAUGAAGACCACUGUGGGCAUGUCCAGGUUCCUUAUUGUCUUGAGCUAGCAAGCUGACCUCCUGCCCCCAAAGAAAUAGUGGGACAGAAUACUCCACAGUAACGCCCUGGACAUCCACACGCUACUCCAGGCUAAUUCACUUGGUGUCCUCUCCAUCCUUCUUAAGAGCAAUAGCUAAGUUAGUCAAGUUACAUCAUGUUAAGUGGUCUUCCAAAGCUUCAACUAAGAGGGCACGAUGAGGGUUCAGAGUAAGCCAGUGUGCCUUACUAGAUACCCCAGAACACUGUACGAAGACAUCAGUUCUCCUCGUAGCUUCCCAGAGUACCUCCCUUCCUGGAAAACCAGACAUUGCCACUUUCCCUGUCUGUUAGGAAUUUCUGUAGCAUCAGAUAAGUAGGCUGUAAAUGCCACCCAGCAGAUGCUAGACUGGCCCCGUAAGAAGCCAGGUGUCUGCCUGUAUCCACCAGAGCAAACAACAGAACCCCAUAAGAGACACGCCUCAGGCACCUGUGAGCGUAGCAAGAACCCAAGAAUGAAAAGAGAAGUUGCCUGGAUGUCUAAGUUCCCGUUCCCGUUUUCCUUGUGGAUCACUUGUCAAAUCACCCUGAGGUGUUUGAGUUUCCUGACAAUCACUGCAGGGCAAACAGUGAGCCCCUGUGUUCAAACCCUUAAGGGCUAAGAGGACUCAGACAGCUGUUAUUGAUACUCUGUGUUAGCUCACCAUUCCCUGCCUCUUCUUUUCUAAGGGUUUUCCUCUUAGAAAGAAUUUGGUGGGGAAAACUUGCUUGCCAGCUCCUCAGAUAAUGCUGGACUUGUUAGCGUGUACAAGCACAGUAGCAGGCUUGACCCUCACCCAGAGCACAGAGGGCUGUGGUAAAUCAGCCACAGGGUGCUGCGGGGCAUGUCCCAUGCUAGAAAUCAGAAGAGCAACACGAAGCACAGCAAAGUUCCACUGUGAGAGAAUUUCCCAUCACUCCUCAGACCCUGGGCCUUGCACAGACACAGUACCCAGGAUAUGGACACAUCCCAAAGGAACUCGCUUUUUAUUUACUGCCAGUGGGAUAGUCUUCUCCAGCUUCAACAGGCUACUACUAUAGGUAGGCUUCACAACCAAGUGACUCUGAGCAUCAAAUCAAACAUAAAAGAAGCUCAUUUAGUUCAAAUUCAGGGUCAGAGUGGCCAGAGACACAAAAUACCCUUUGUCUGCUGGAAUUUCACUUAAUUAACAUAGUGUCUGUUGCCCAGCUUUUUCACGUGAUACAAGGUGUCCUUGUGGGCACAGUUCUUGUGGGACAGCUCCAUCCUCCUUCAUAGACCACCAAGACUGACUGCCAAAUCAGCUUCUUGCUUCAAACACCUCUAGACGUUUAACUGCCCAUAGGUUUUAGGUUUGUGUUUCAGUGUGUAAAGGACUGAGCAACUGGGGACAGCGGGAAUGAAUGCUGGUGCACACUCUGUUGACUUUGAGCCAUAGUUUGUGCCUGGGUAUUUUAGUCUGGUCCGAGUGCUUUGGUAAGUGCUCUAGAAUGCCAGAACUCUCCAAAAGCAUAACUAUACAACCACAUCAAGUUUAAAGAGAAUACAAGAGAAUAGAAGUUAGCAUCAGAGACACACAAAUACUCUGACUUCUUCAGGAAUCCAAGCAAACUGAGCACAAAAAAAAAAAACCCAUCACACUCAAUGGGUGCCCGAGGCCAUGCAACUACUGUGGGCUUUCAUCCUCCUCCCCCAUUUUCCCAGCACAGGAGACAGAGAGCAGGAGCAGAAAUACAGUUUCCUGAGUUGCUUUCUCUGCUUGUUACUUGGAGAUGAACUCAGUGUUGAGAGAGCAGGGCUGCCCUCAGCUACCUGCUGUCUAAGUGUCCUGUCUGCAAGCGUCAUUGUGAACCAAGCACCCCUGCCUUGUGGUCAGUUCGCAGUUUUCUUGGGCACCAGUGUAUGGCCAUUUUAAUACCAGGUUAAAGCACCUUUAAUCUCUUUUUUGUUUAAAAAUAAUAUAUUUGUGAAGUGGAUAAAAGAAACACUGGAAAUAGGGUGCUUCUGAAAAUAUCAAGUAUAAAACAUGUUCAGGGUCCACAGUGGCUUUUCUGGCUUUGUAAACAAUUCUGAAAGUGGACGACAGUUACGCAUGUAGCAGUUGGUUGUCUACCUUUGGUCGUUUGUAUCUCUCAUCUGUCUUUAACAUGUAUUUAUUUGUUAUAUUUUGCAUUCAGAAGAAAUACACUUUGAAUUUUGGCUAACAUUACAGAAUGUUCUGAAAAUUGCCUUCUACAUUUUUUUAAAACAGACUCGCCAUUUUUGUAAAGUUGGGCCAUUUUGGGGGGACAGCCUUCUUUUCUCCUGCCAGAGAUCAGUUCCCAUCCAUUGGUCUGCAGGGCCUGUUCACUGUGUUCUUGUAAUAAUGUAAAAUAUUUACAGCAAA
Messenger RNA from Microtus oregoni (creeping vole), 10591 nucleotides. RefSeq names its product FER tyrosine kinase (gene Fer). The record is from RefSeq and is a predicted model, not a curated record. Gene Ontology annotation, biological process: peptidyl-tyrosine phosphorylation; Fc-epsilon receptor signaling pathway; cell adhesion. The coding region runs from base 336 to 2804 and encodes 822 amino acids. Gene Ontology annotation, molecular function: ATP binding; non-membrane spanning protein tyrosine kinase activity. The transcript has 20 exons. NCBI's taxonomy places the organism in Eukaryota, Metazoa, Chordata, Mammalia, Rodentia, Cricetidae.